Molecule: messenger RNA, 4200 nt
Organism: Paramecium tetraurelia
Lineage: Eukaryota; Ciliophora; Oligohymenophorea; Peniculida; Parameciidae
Exons: 2
Source: RefSeq, a predicted model, not a curated record
AUGCUUCUGAAUUGCGUAAUUCUUUGGACUUUAUUGCAAUUCGUUCAAACUUGUAUUUUGCGAAACCAAUUGUUCUAAAACUCAUACAAUGUUUAAAAUUAACCAAAUAUCAUCCCUUUGGGAUUACUAUUUAAUGGAUCAUCCUUGCAAUAUAGCAUUUAGAACAAUAACAAUUCACAAGGAUACAAAAUAUUUCAAUCUGUUGAUCUAUUGCAAACUUAUAAUACUGCUUUGAAUGCUAUUUAAGUUAUCGCGAGUUCCCAAUUUCCAAUUAUUACGAAUGCUCAGGUGUAAAUAUAGAUUGUUUUCCUCACAUAAACAUAAUCAAAUUAUUAGUUGCUUAAGACUAUUUGGUCGGCCAGUUCAAUUGAUACUAAUUACUAGGUCCUUGCCACUCUAACAAAUUAAUAGAAUUGCAAUCGAGUGGCUCAUAUGACUCAAAAUGGCAUCGUCAUUCUAUGCUAGAAUUAAUUAGUAUUCUAUAAUAUGACGUCAAAUGCAAUAAUAUAUUCAUAGAUAACAUGGCCUACAUUUACAAUUAGCUAUUAUUGGCUUAAAGCAAUUAAUGAUGGUAUGAUCAAUAACUAAUCUUAAGAUACCGUCUAUGUUUCCUUUUCUGAUGGAAAAUCAAGUUUCACUUCCACUAGUUAUGUCAACACUAAUGGACAGUUCGUUAAGGUGGAUGCAAUCAAUUAUGAUGGUAUAGUUACUGGGUUUGAUGCCUAUCCUGAUAGUACCUAUUUUAUUCUCAGAAACUCCAUCCUCUCCUACAUAAAUAAGAAUGCUCAAAUAAACUGCAACAUAACAUUUAAUUCCCAAUCCUUCAUGAGUAUCUUUUCAGGCCUCAAUAAAUUGGGUCAAGCACACUUCUAUAUAGCAGUUAUUAAUUAGACCAGCCUAACCCAAUUUAUUUUCAAUACAGAUGACUCUUUAUUUAGUUAACCUUUCCAUCAAUCCUUCCCUGCUAUAGAUUUAAAUCAACAACCGCAACUCUUUAAUGAUUAAUAUUAUUUCGUCAUCUAAUAUGGAUUCAAAUAUGAGGUUUUCAAUGGAUACGAGAACCAAUAGGUAGGUAUUUCUCCUCUAUUCUACCAAUCAAUUUCCUCAAACUCAUUGAUUUUGUACAUUAGUUACUCGGAUUAAAUCUUAAUUCAGACUGUGACUUAGGCAACCCUGAAUCAAGUUAACCAGCCAAUUUUGGUAUUUGAGAAACCCAUAUUAAAUAUUUAACAGAAUUUUGUCUAUACAAUUUUCGCAGUUGAUACUCUUACAGGAAUAGAUACCUGCUCUUAGAACUUAAUGCAAAAAAAAAUAUCUGCUGAGUUUAAUCAAGUUCAAUAAUAUUAAAACUGCUCUUAGAUUAAUGUCAAUUUGUAUAAUCCUCAAAUCAAACAAAUAGAUGUUGGAUAUUGUGCUUUGGGACCUAAUAUCACAUACUAAGCAGGAACCUUUGUGAACAUAGAGGGAUUAGGGAUAGAUUCAUAGAUUGGACAAUUUGUAAUUGAGGUUGAUGAAUUAGAAUUGUUUUUCUAAGAGUUGGCAAUCUAUUAAAUAAAUGAGAUUUAUACAUUUUAGAGUAACCCCAGAGAGUUUACAUAUUUCACAUAUUUGAUUAAUCCAUUAAAUAGUAAGCAAUACAUAUAAUUAAUUUAAUUCAAUGAUUUUCAAGUAGAGUAUCAAAUUUGUGAUAAGUGGAUAUGUCAAAAUACUACUGUCAUCAAUUUGGAUUAUCAGGUGACAAUGUCAUAAAUAGGAGUUGACAUUAGUAAAAAGGAAGACUUUAUAUUAUUAAUAACCAAUGCUGCUACAUCAUAUUAAUUGUGCAUCUAUCAAUUUUAGAGCUUACAACAAAUUGAUUUAUAAGUGUUGGAUGUGGCAGAAGAUUUGAACAUUGAUCCAACCUUUUCAAUUGUGUAAAUAAUGCUUUCAGGUCCUUAUUUAUAUUUAAUCAUUGACAACCCUAAUUAAAUGGUAAUUUAUGAUAUUUACAAUUUCAAUUUGGUUGAAUUUGAUGCUCCAAAUUUAUAGCCCAGGAAGUUGGAAUAAAAUUAUGCCUCGUAUGGAGAUAAUAUCUUCUUAGACAACACAGUUGAUCUUGUCAUUUUCGAAAUGGUCAAUGGUUAAUUUACUAUUGGGGCUCAAAUAGAAUAUCCUACCAAUGCAGAUAGUGUAGCCAUAGGAUUACUAGGAGAUGGUGUAUAUAUAGCACUCUCAAGUGAUACUGGAGACUCCUAUUUGUACUAUUAUUCAAGACAAUUAUUAUUCCAAAGUAUAAUUAAUCCACAGUACGUAAUUCAAAUUCCUUUAUACAAUGCUUAAUUUAUAUAACCAAUGAUAAGUUCAUUUAGCUCGCAAUUCUUUUAUAUUUAAAUGGUUAUGCCUGACACUAGCAUUUAACUUUGUAUUUUCAAGUCAGAUUACUAUUUGCUUUACCUUACAUAUUAUUUUAAGGAGUAAUUUAAUUCAAUUAGUGUGAUUUAAGUUGAUACUUUGUAAAAUUAUGAUUUAAUCGGUUUUUAAUCAGCCUAAGAAUUUACGAUUCUCUAAAACUAUUGGUAGGUUUCAGUCAUUUUAAACUCGGAAUUCUUAGUACCUGGUAUCCAAUUACUGAAUGAUACACAAAUAUUGCUGAUUUGCUCAAACAAUUACUUAAGUGAUUAUGCCUUUUCAUUUCCAGUAUCUGUCAAUAAUCUAUAUUACGACAUCUUAAGAACAAAUUAAUAUUACCCUACAGUUAAUUAAACAGAAUAAAGCUUCUCCAUCAUGGUUGAUCCUUUGCAGUACUUUUAAGGGUCGAUUAUUAACUACAAUGUGAAAUCAAGGGGAAAAAACAAUGCCUUUAUUAGUUAAUACAUCAUAGAUUACUACUUUGAUUUUGAACCAACGAUAAAUAGUGCAGCUUAUUCUCAAUCAAGAGAAUUAAUAUUUUCUGUGAACAAUCAAUAAGCAAUUCAAUACGAAAUCGGGAAUAAUUAAACUGUGCUAAUGUAUGAAUUCAACAACAAUCAAUACACAACUUGUCCCCUCAUAAUUGUAGAAUAUUAUCAAUAAACACCUAUCUCAUUCUGUACUAAUAAUACAGAUACUUAUGUUUAUCUGAGUGGAUCAAUUAUUUAUUCGAUCAAUAGCCUUACAGGGACUCCAAUGCCUAAUUUGUUUAAUGGUUAUUAUUUGAAUUACAUAUUGAUCAUGGGAUUCUAAUAGAAUUCAUUGCCUAAUUGUUUGAUAAUUAAUACUUAUCAUUUAACUUGGGUUGAUUCAUUUUAAAUGAUGUUAAUGGAAAGGACAGAGAAUUGUGUAUAUCAACUCUUCACAUUCACUAUGAUCAACAUCAAUACUAACCCUUCAAAUAUGAAAUAACUUCAAUGUGCAGGCUGGAUAGGAAUCACAGAUGAUAUCUCCACCUUCCCAUUCCAUUAUAAUUGUUUCAAUUUAACAGAACCAAAAAUGUAAGUGAAUGUUUACACUCCUAAAUAACUUUUUAUUUAAUCCAUACUCUCCAAUUCAAUCCAACUAAUUUAAAUUACUUAAAUUGGAUUGCCUGUUAUCUAUUCCAAUUAUUCUGAAAUUACACUCUUAUUUGGAAGUCAAAACAAUGCCUAUUCAUUUUUGGUUCAAAUAUUCGAAAACAGUGUGGAGAUUGGAGAUAAACUCUUGAUCUUCUAAUAAUUCAGCAAUCAAAAGGCUGUUCAAACGGUCAGCGGAUAUAAUAGCCAAGGAAAUUUGACUGUGAUCUCAAUGUUCUUGUAAAAAGUAGGGUCUCAAAUAUUCCAAACUCUAUGCAUAUAUUAGCCAUUCAACUUUAAUUUUACUGGUAAACUCAAAGUAAUUGAAUUCCUAUUUUGCAGAACUCUCCACUACUCAUUGCCAUACACUCAAAAGUAUUCACCCUUCUUGUAUUACUUGAUUAACAAUCUGGUGUUGACCAAUUAGCAUUUGCUUAUUAUUUCAUAACAACUGGAAAUCACAGUAUAAGCGUUUCCUCAUACUGAAAGUAUUGUGUAUCUAAAUGCUUCAAAUUUUGAUUCAUUCCAAAAUCUAACCAUCAAUAUUAUCUAAACUGACUUAGAUCGUACAUAUGUUGGAUGGAUAGUGUUUUCCUUGUUAGUUGUACUCUCCAUAGCCAUCAUUUGGGGCUAUCAAUAUAUCAAGAAAUUGCGUAACAUCAAUACUGAUGUUGAAAAUUAUAUUGAAUUAUGA